CAGUGGGGAGAAGAAACAAGAACAGUUUUAAAGACAGCCUACUCCAGAUCAAUUUUAGACCGCAGCACAGAGACGGGAAAGAGGAGGAGCGGCAAAGAGGGGACGCAGCCGCCGAUGCUCCUCCUUCUUCCUGGUUGCUAGACGAGCCGGUUAAUAUGGCUGCCUCCUUGGUUGUUCGGUGCUGUCUCUGGGCAGCAGCAAUCAUAGCGCUCUUGCUGGGCUGUUGCAGUUUAGCGCACGCUGAUGGAGCCCAGGAUCAAGCGGAACAGUUUUUUAGAAGCGGGCAUACAAACAACUGGGCAGUUCUGGUGUGCACAUCUCGAUUCUGGUUUAACUACCGUCAUGUAGCAAAUACCCUUUCAGUUUACAGAAGUGUCAAGAGACUUGGCAUUCCUGAUAGUCAUAUAGUCUUGAUGCUUGCGGACGAUAUGGCUUGCAACCCACGGAAUCCCAGCCCAGCUACUGUGUUUAGUCACAAAAACAUGGAGCUGAAUGUCUAUGGAGAUGAUGUGGAAGUGGAUUACAGAAGCUAUGAGGUUACAGUAGAGAACUUUUUACGCGUAUUAACGGGCAGAAUCCCAGCAAGUGCUCCUCGCUCAAAGCGUCUGCUUUCUGAUGACAGAAGCAAUAUUCUUAUAUAUAUGACAGGUCAUGGUGGGAAUGGCUUCUUGAAAUUUCAGGAUUCUGAAGAAAUUACUAAUGUUGAACUUGCAGAUGCCUUUGAACAAAUGUGGCAGAAAAGAAGAUACAAUGAGUUGCUGUUUAUCAUUGAUACAUGCCAAGGUGCAUCAAUGUAUGAACGGUUUUAUUCUCCUAAUAUCAUGGCUUUGGCUAGUAGCCAAGUUGGAGAAGACUCUCUUUCACACCAGCCAGAUCUUGGGAUUGGAGUUCAUUUGAUGGAUAGGUAUACAUUUUAUGUCUUGGAGUUCUUGGAAGAAAUUCAUCCAGCUAGCCAGACCAAUAUGAAUGACCUUUUUCAAGUGUGCCCUAAAAGUUUAUGUGUAUCCACACCUGGACACCGGACAGAUCUAUUUCAGAGAGAUCCUGAGAAUGUCCUGAUAACUGACUUCUUUGGAAGCGUACGGAAAGUGGAGAUUACAACUGAGACCAUCUCGCUGGAUCCUAAUUUAGUAGCUGCAGAGACCAGACUUCCAGUGGACGAUGUAGCCACAGAACCGUUCAGAUAUGCAGAACAGCUUCCUGUAGCACAAAUAAUACACCAGAAACCAAAACAGAAGGACUGGCACCCUCCUGGGGGCUUUAUUUUGGGACUCUGGGCACUCAUUAUUAUGGUCUUCUUUAAGACCUAUGGAAUCAAGCACAUGAAACACAUCUUCUGAAGUUUCUGAGCAACCAAGAUGACUGCCUGCCCUGAAUGCCUCAUUGAAUUACUAUCAUUUGUAUGGAUAACAAACGUUGAAGUCCUCUGCUGAAUGUUUUUGUCAUGUUGUGUUUCCUCUGUGCCUCUUUACACCUUGGCCGGCAGCCCUGACUCAUGUGGGCACAGCAAAAGAAGCACCUGUGCAUUUGCUGCAUUCCAGGGUAAAGCAAUGUGGGCUCAUGAGGCAGGGGGAUAAUUUUUACUAGUCUCCCUUUCCUUCUAAAGCACUCUCUAACACACACACACAGAGACCCCAAACAUGUCACUUAUGGUUACACAGCACUUAGGGACAUAUUUUCAAGAGAUACGAGUGCUUCAGAAGGAAGGAGAAAACAGCAAAUAUACCUUCCCCCUCCCCUCUGCAAACACCACACUGCUUUAUUCUGGACUGCAGCAAAUGCAUGCAUGCUUCAUAAGUCAGAAAGUCAGUCUGUGAAUUAAUAAUUUGUCUUAUUUAAACAUUUUCAUGCCAGUGUUGAAUUCAAUAUUGUACAAAUUCAUAGUGAUGUCAUAUUAAGCUACAGCGCACAUGCAGAGACACCCCCCCAUCAAGACUUUUAUUGAAAUUAAUGAAGAAUCUUCCACGGUGUUGCAAGGGCACUCUAGGAGAAAAAUUUGAUUCCAGAGCUGAAUCUCUUCUAGUGGGUGCUCCAGAGGUUACUCAGCAAAGAAAACAUUUGCAUCUAAAAUAGGUGAGGUUGGUUGUACCCUAGGCCAGGGUGGUUAUACCUUACACUGCUGGAUGCAUAAGUCCCCCUCUCCCUCUCUCUUCCCCAGAGUUACUCAGUGGCAUCAGAAUGGAAAGAUUUUUUUUUUUAGUGGGUAAGAGGAGUACUGUGCAGCAGCAGGUGCCCCGCUCAUCUUCAUAUAAACAUCUUAGGCCAGGAUCUUUGUAUUGUUUACAAGGAACUCUGGGUCAAGCAAUGUGGAUGAAUGAACGUAGAUGCAGAGUGUCAAAAUAUUGUACUGAAAUAUUUUAAAAUGACUUUCCACAUUUUAUAAAAAGUUACCUGAUCACGGCUAUGAAGGGCUAGACAAUUUGCAGAGCCUUAUUUAAGAUAUCACUUUAUCAAUAUAUACUUAAGUCACUUGGUAGACUUUUGCCAUGACAUAUUGAACACUUGCUGAACAGAAACAAAAAUACAGUAGGUAAUAUGGAUUUUCUCUGUUAAAUACAGUCCUUCAGAUCAAUUCUUUUACCUAGGCAACUUUGCAUCUUGAAUUGUAUGAAUCAUUAGAACUGAAGCCAAAAUAAAGGUUCCAUACAAUAAUCUCAUUGAAUCUUCAGGAUGAGUGAACCAACCAGCUGCUUGAAAUACAGGUUUCUUGUUCUGCAGAAUGCAUAAACUCACAGACCUUCCAGCAGCACUUUAUGUGCUUCACUGUGACAUGUGGAGUGCACUAAUAUGCAUCAUGUACCACAGGCAGUUCUGCAGCGGCUACUAUGCCAUUGCUGAUGUAUAAAAGGGCUGUUGAAUUAAUAAUACAAUGUUACAAUCACACUUGUGCAAAUGAUGGCAAUUUAUUUUCAAUGGUCAUAAUGUUGCACCAGCAUGAUCGCACAAUUUUACAUAUUAGCGCAGAAGUACUCCUGCACAAUAGUGCAGCCAUUGUUUUAGACUCCUGCAACAGCACGGGUAUCGCAGAACUUCCUGCAGUACGCUGUGCAUUAUGUCAGCCACUGUCUGUAUGCAUGGACAAGCAUGUUCAUUAGGACAUUAGAGGGGAAAACAUUAAUUCUAUGUACUUAAACUAAGCUUUUACUUUUGUCAUCAUGUAUAUUAUUUAUUCGUUUCUGGCAUUUGGUUGUUGUGAAUUAAAUUUGUUCAUAGAAAAUAAAUAUUAAAGUGAA
This is a messenger RNA of Hemicordylus capensis (graceful crag lizard), 3233 nucleotides long. RefSeq names its product phosphatidylinositol glycan anchor biosynthesis class K (gene PIGK). Gene Ontology annotation, biological process: attachment of GPI anchor to protein; proteolysis; protein localization to cell surface. The transcript is spliced from 11 exons. NCBI's taxonomy places the organism in Eukaryota, Metazoa, Chordata, Lepidosauria, Squamata, Cordylidae. The record is from RefSeq and is a predicted model, not a curated record. Gene Ontology annotation, cellular component: GPI-anchor transamidase complex. Bases 156 to 1340 code for a protein of 394 amino acids. Gene Ontology annotation, molecular function: GPI-anchor transamidase activity.